Messenger RNA from Lycium ferocissimum, 917 nucleotides. Its product is annotated as dehydration-responsive element-binding protein 1A-like. The coding region runs from base 82 to 735 and encodes 217 amino acids. The record is from RefSeq and is a predicted model, not a curated record. Gene Ontology annotation, biological process: regulation of DNA-templated transcription. The transcript has a single exon. Lineage: Eukaryota; Viridiplantae; Streptophyta; Magnoliopsida; Solanales; Solanaceae. Gene Ontology annotation, molecular function: DNA-binding transcription factor activity; DNA binding.
CGUAAAUAAAUAAAAAAACACUACUUGAAGAAACAUCAAACACUACUUUUUACUCUCUCACCCAGCAGUGACUGACCAAGAAUGGAUAAUUUUCGAAGCUAUUAUUCGGACCCACUUACUGACUCAUCAUCAACAUCUGGUAACAGCAGGUCCCCUAGUAGAGCUAACAUUACUGAAUACUCGUCAGUUAUGUUAGCUUCAAACAACCCCAAGAAGCCAUCAGGGAGAAAGAAGUUUCAGGAAACCCGACAUUCAGUAUAUCGAGGAGUCAGAAAGAGAAAUUCUGGCAAGUGGGUUUGUGAAGUCAGAGAACCCAAUUCAAAAUCAAGGAUUUGGCUUGGCACUCACCCAACAGUAGAAAUGGCGGCUAGAGCUCAUGACAUGGCGGCUUUAGCAUUACGGGGUCGUUCUGCUUGCUUGAACUUUGCCGACUCUGCUUGGAGGUUGCCUAUCCCUGCUUCCUCUGACACUAAGGAUAUCCAGAAGGCGGCCGCUGAUGCUGCCGAAGCUUUUCGGCCAUUAGAGUCAGAAAGAGUUUCAGGAGAAUCAGGCACUCCUGAAACGCUGGAGAGUAAGUUCUUCUUGGAUGAGGAAGCGUUCUUCUACAUGCCGGAAUUACUUGCGGAUAUGGCGGAAGGACUAAUGCUACCUCCACCUCAAUGUUUAGAAUUCGAAGAUCAUUCGGAAGCUGAUGCUGAAAUGAUUGACAUGUCUUUAUGGAGCUAUUCUCUAUAAAUAACUAUGGCUUUUAAUACUUCUUUGACAGUUUAUAUGCACUGGAAAUGCUCGUUGUGAAGCUCCUUAAAUAAGGAAUAUUUAAGAGUUAUUCCUAGUAGCGUACUCAAUAUUUGGAUGGUACGGAUGUAAACAAGUUGUCAUUUUGAUAUAUAUUAAAAGAACUUAAAUUUCUAACUUUU